Molecule: messenger RNA, 1053 nt
Organism: Hyalella azteca
Lineage: Eukaryota; Metazoa; Arthropoda; Malacostraca; Amphipoda; Hyalellidae
Product: glycoprotein 3-alpha-L-fucosyltransferase A-like
Exons: 3
Coding region: 3-860 (285 amino acids)
Cellular component (GO): membrane
Molecular function (GO): alpha-(1->3)-fucosyltransferase activity
Source: RefSeq, a predicted model, not a curated record
UCAUGGCGGCCGACAUCGUGCUGUUCCACAUGCACCUUAUCCCUGGUCCUCCAGUUGACGUACCAAGAGCCCCCGGACAGCUCUGGGUGUGGUUGGCUGACGAAAGUCCCUAUCACGUAAUGAUGGUGUCGAGUGACCGCAACCUAAGCCAUUUCAACGGGUUUUUCAACUGGUCGAUGACCUACCGAAUGGACUCAAGUGUGCCAACACCAUACGGACGAACUGUUGCCCUGCCCAAAGAAAAGUAUGUAGAGGCAUUAGAGGAUUUUUAUAAAUUGAAGACGAAAAAUAUAUCCUUGAUGGGCUCUAAUUGCGGAGGCAGCAACGGACGGUACACGUACUUGGCCGAAUUGCAGAAAUACAUCGAGAUUGACGUGUAUGGCGGGUGUGGGCCGCUCAAAUGCGAGGGACAUUUUUACACAAACUGCGACAAGUUGGACGAUUAUAAGUUCUACUUGGCGUUCGAAAACUCAAACUGCGACGACUACGUGACAGAGAAGGUGUGGUGGAACGCAUUGAACAAGUCUGCUGUACCUGUGGUGAUGGGGGCGCCUAAACACAAUUAUCAGAAGCUGCUGCCCCCGAACUCUUUUAUUCACGUCGAUGACUUCAAAGGCCCCGAACAUCUGGCACAACACCUACAGUACCUUUUAGACCAUCCUGCUGAGUAUCAGAAGUACCACUACUGGAGGAGACGGUACCGGGUACUCAACGAACACGGGUUCUUCCAGUCUCCCGUGUACCACAUGUGCAGACUUUGCGAGGCUCUCAACUACAACGACAAGACCGACCAACGAGCUGACUUGGAGCAUUUCUUCGACAGCAACGAGCACUGUUACGCUGUAAAGAAAAGCGAUUAAAUAAUCAUUGGAGCCAUCCUUCGACGGCAACGAGCACUGUUACGCUGUAAAGAAAAGAGAUUAAAUAAUCAUUGAAGCCAUCCUUCGACAGCAACGAGCACUGUUACGCUGUAAAGAAAAGUGAUUAAAUAAUCAUUGUAGCCAUCCUUCAACAGCAACGAGCACUGUUACGCUGUAAAGAAAAGCGAUUAAA